Molecule: messenger RNA, 3816 nt
Organism: Bombus huntii
Lineage: Eukaryota; Metazoa; Arthropoda; Insecta; Hymenoptera; Apidae
Gene: NKAIN
Product: sodium/potassium-transporting ATPase subunit beta-1-interacting protein
Exons: 6
Coding region: 96-1280 (394 amino acids)
Biological process (GO): regulation of sodium ion transport
Source: RefSeq, a predicted model, not a curated record
CAGUAAUGCAGCCAACGUGCAACGAGAUCGUUUCUAUCGAGUGAUCAAAGAUACCCGUGGCCUCGCACGCGAAAACAUCUAUCUGGCCAAAUGACAUGGGAAUUUGUAAUCGAAGGCACUUCCUGCUGACAAUAUGCACCUUGCAACUCAUCACUACGGUAGAGCGCCAGGUCUUCGACUUCCUGGGCUUUAUGUGGGCCCCGAUACUGGUCAAUUUUUUCAACAUUAUAUUUGUAAUCUUAGGGUUUUUCGGAGCUUUUCAAUAUAGACCUAAAUAUAUCAUAUCAUAUUGUAUAUGGAAUACACUAUGGUUAGGGUGGAAUAUAUUCAUGAUAUGUUUCUACCUCGAUGUUGGUGUACUUGACAAAAAUAGUGAUAUUUUAAAUCUUGGUACUGGUAGUUUUUCCUGGUGGCAUGUCAAUGGACCAGGUUGUAAAGCUAUUUAUGAUGUUACUGAACCAGAAUUAUUCAGACCUGCCCGACCUACAAACGUGACAGAUUGUGUGCUAGAUUAUGAAGUAGUUGAAAUUUUACAUGCAUCUACUCAAUGUAUCUUAGGUUUUAUUGCAAUAGUAGGUGGUAUUUGUCUAAGUAAGGUUUUCUUGGAGGAAGAUGAUAGCUUUGACUUUGUGGGAGGUGAUGACUUUGGGUUGGCAGGCCACACGCCGUUACAUCCUAUGUACGUUAGCUACUCGGCUCUUCCAUCACCUGCCCACCCUCACAAAAAUUCCGCUCAAAAUUACCCCGCAGGCACAGCUAGCUCUCAUCAAUCAGUUUGUCACGAUACCAGCUUCCCAAAACAUAACGAUAAAACAUUUAACAGCUCCGGACGAAGUAAAUGUAGCUUCAGAAAUGACACGAUCAGAACUGAACGAAGCAAUCUAUCCAGUCGCGACUUAAAGUAUGUUGAUUACUCUAACGACUAUUCGAAUCCGUUGGAUCAUUUACAGAGGCCUGUAUCCCCAUACGACGAAUACGAUUCAUUGGACAGUGCCGCUAAAUUGAAGUAUCAAAAGAACAAAUUGUACCAUCCGCACUCGUCCAAAUAUAGUCCCGUUGCAUCUCCGCGUGUCAAAUGUCGACCUGUUGCAGCAAAGCAAAAUAAAGCCCCCAAUAAGCCUAGAGUCUUUACCGACCACGUUCGCGAACAGUCAAUGCGGUCGUUUUACUCAGAUCCAAGAUUGGCAAUUGAGAAUCAACAGAACGUGACUGACCAAGAGAAACAGAAUAGGUCUAAAAGAGAUAGUAGACCUCUGUCGUUGUAUGCCAGUAAUUUUUAAAUUGUUAGAAAUUAGAAAAAUAUAUAUAGAGUUUAUUUCUUUCUAACUUAAUCCAUUCGAGGUCGGUGUCUCAUUUGAAGAGGAUCCUGAGAAAUCUAAUACUAUUUUUAAUAUUUCAGCAGAACAGUGAACCACUUUUUUAUUUAAACCGAUAAUGAUGUAAAUGUUUCACUCAUUUCUUUUUAUACUAUUUGACUUUUGUAUAGUGUUUCCUGAAGAUUUCUAAAUUAUUGAUUUGCUUAAAAUUCUUUUUAAGAGAGUUUGCGUUGGAUUAAUAGUAUAGGGUGCAUACAGUGCAUCGUCGACCUCGAAUUGAUUAAAACAGCAUAUGGACUGAAGUGAAAUGUAUUUUAAUGCUAUUUUGUAGAGAAUUCGAAGGUGUUACAUAGAAUUCCUAUCCUUGCCAAAUAGAUAGAACGAUUAGAGAGUAGCUAGCUUAGGGUGCCUUCUCCGAUUGAUUUCUUCUUGUUAGUCUAGAAAGAAUAUCUUUUUCUUUCCUAAAUCAGUUUUUUAACAUCACAGUAACAGGUUAAUAAUUUCUACUACGUCUUUAAAGUAUUUCGACUGAUAAUGCAGAAUAGACAAUGUGUGUUCAGUAGCAUCGUUUGCUUUUUUUACGAAGAUUUUUAUUUACAUUUGCUCAUAGAUAUUUUCAUAUAUACGAUUCAUGUUGGAUUAGACAACAUGCAUUAUUAUAUUAAUGCAUACACUGUGAUACGUAUAGAACUAUGAAUCAUGUUGGUUGAAAAUGUUUAUUCGAUCUUUUUAUUAUCGAACUUGUAACUUUAAGAAGCUAUGCUUGAUAGAUGAGCUUUCAUAAUAUACGAGACAAAAUAACGUUGCAUCUGAAAGGGAACGAAGAGUACAGCAUGAAUGGAAGAAACGCUAUAUGUAAACAUUCACUAAUGUAUAGGAUUAUUUAUAUUUUUUUUUCCUUUUUGUUAUACGAAUAGUACUUAUUAAGAAUUCCCUUGAUGACACGCGUGGCCUGGCUUACAACAUAGCAUUAUGAUAGAGACCUUUAGACUGCAUUGAAAUUAGCUUAUUGUAUCAUGAUGGUGAAGAACUUGUGUUUAUAAGGUGCUGCGAAACACUUUUUCAUUUUAAUGAAACGUGUAUGAGUAUUUGGUAGUGCAUGCUAAUACUUGUUUACGGUUCUUAAGUUCGAUAGAAUAUUUUAUUUUAUAUUCUUCUUUUUUAAACAACGAUGAAGCUACAUUUUGCAUAUCUAUGUAGAUGAAAGUAUACAGAUAAUCGAAAUUUGUAAGAUAUCAUAUACACAGACUCCCUCAUAAAUUUUUACUAAAUUAGUACUUUUGACAUUCCAUGGAUCAAUCAAUCAAAGAAUGUCUAAUAAUAUGUCAAAGCUAAAAAGAAAAAUCUGAAGUGACAAAGAUGCUGUUCUUAUUAUAGACUUCUGUGCAUCUUAAUUACACAGAAUGUUCUGUGAGUUGCAGAUCAAGGCUCGUUGAAAUAUUAGUCCAAUCAUAAGUGUGAUGAGUAAACAACAUUCAAAGAAUCAUCAGGUAUUUAACAACUAAACUUAUAUUCUAGAGUCGAAGAUUGAUUUAAUUAAGAUAUAAAAUUUCAUUAAAGAAAAAAGAAAGAUAUACAAAUUGCUUACUCACCAAGAAUUGGUUUCUUCAGGUGGCACGAAUAUAAAUCAUGAAUAGGCACGAAGAUAUCACUGUUUCCACUGUUCUGAUAAACAGUUGGUUAAUUUGCCAACAAUCAAAAUCGCACAAUAAUCGAUCAAUGAACAUUUAAUGCAAUCCGAUAAUAGACAAUACUUAUAAUGCAAUGCUUAUUGAGCUAUGCAUAUACAAAUGCACUGAAGAAACGGUAGAGUUACGUUUUGCAGUGAUUAAUUGAUGCUGAUAGUUAUAUAAUUUUCAAUGUUAAGUAUCUACAUUCAGGUAUACACCUAUUCUAAACAUCUGUCACAGUCACAAUGAAAUAGCUCUAUACAAUAAUGAGUUGUUUUUCUCAUCACAUCUCAUUGGACCUAAAGCUGACCUUGUUCACGACUCACGAUACUGCCUGUGCGUUACUUAAGAUAUAUUACUUUAAGUUUAAUUCUUAUUGAAUAACUUUGCAAACAUUGCAUACAAUAUUAUUCGCACAGUUAUAUGAUUAAUCAUCUAUUAUAUUUUAAGUCAGACAUACUUAACUUAAUGAAUUUUGCAAGUAAAUUGCUCACUAAAUGUAUACUGUACAUAUAUAUAAUUACGUUUACGUAUUUUACGUAAUUUAUUUAUAAGAGUAAUAAAAACGUUUCACAUUAUGUACUGGAGGAUUUAGCCGAAUAUUUAAUAUUAACGAGUCACUUCAGAUUCAACGUUGAAACGUUUGUUCGUAGUACAAUCGAAGAUUCUUUUAUCUUUCCCUUCUUUUGUCGAAAGCUUGUACAGUAGUGUCGUUGUGUACUCCGUUUAAGGCCGUAGAUUUUAAUUUUAUAGUAUAAUUUAUUUUACUGUAUCAUAUAAUUUACUUUUGGUGCAGUUUACUGGCGACAAUAAACGUGCAAUGCCUACUA